AUGCACUUCCCUAUUAAGGCAAGUUUUUUUUUUUUUUCUUUUCUUUGGGUGGAUAAUUUCAUUUGUGUUUUCUCUAUCAUUUUCUUUUUCUCUUUCUUUACUCAUUACCUUUUUCUCUCUUUUUUUUUUUUUCUUUUCUUGAUUUUCAUUAUCACUACUCAUAUUUUCUGUAAGUUUUCUUUUUCUCUUCCUGUUUCUUUCCCUACUUUUCUUUCUUUCCUUUUUCAUCUAUCCCUGACUUUAUUUCUUUCGUUUCAUUCAUUCCCUCUUUUUCCCAUCAGAGACAUUUCUUUCUUUUUAUUCAUUCAUCCUCUCUUUUUUCAUGAGAAGCAUUUAUUUAAUUUCUUUUCAUUUAUCUCCUUUUUUCCUUUUAUAGGACAAUUUCUUUCUUUAUUUGUUUUUCUUUCUUUUUUCUUUCCUUCUUUCUUUCCUUCUUUUUCUCUUUCUUCCUUUUCAUUCAUCUCCUUUUUUCCUUUUAUUGGAAAAUUUCUUUAUUUGUUUUUCUUUCUUUUUUCUUUCCUUCUUUUUCUCUUUCCCUUUCUUUCUUUCUUUACCUUUCUUUCUUUCAUUCUUUUCAUUCAUUGUCAUUGUCUCCUUUUUCUACAUUAUAAACAUUUCCUUCCUUCCUUCUUUCUUUCUUUCCUUCCUUCCUUCAUUCUUUCACUUUUUUAUCUCAUUUUGUUUCAUCCUCUUUUUUUCCCACUCUUUUCUUCUUUCUAUCCUCAUUCAUUUGUGUUGUUCUUUGAUUUCCUUUUCUCUCUAAUCCUCUCUCUAUCUUUCUUCGGUUUAGUUUGGUUCACCUCAAUUUUUGGCCACCUCAGCAGAAAUGGAUAA
This is a messenger RNA of Acanthosepion pharaonis, 834 nucleotides long. NCBI's taxonomy places the organism in Eukaryota, Metazoa, Mollusca, Cephalopoda, Sepiida, Sepiidae. The record is from the annotation of a GenBank genome assembly.